CUGUCCUUCUGCGGAAAUGACACACACGGAGUCCCGUCACGUCACGCGAGAACGCACGGACACGCAGCACACAAAGAGCCAGCGUGGGGCGCGGGGAGACAGCCAGCCCACGACACGGAGCCAGGGUCUCCCUCCCCCCGCCAGUCGGCCGUGUCCAGAGACAGAGAGCCGGGAGGGGCCGGGCUGCGGGCUAGGUGAGUGCGGGGCUGGGAGUGGGAGGGUGUCCGUGGAAGCUCCACUCGUGCCCGGUGUGUGAGUGGGAGUCUGACGGAGUAGUCUGAGCGGUUAUAGUCAGUGUCCGCGCGGGAGCUGUGUGGGUCCACGCGCCAUGUGGGUCUGCCGCCUCGUUCUAUUGUCCGCGCGGCGAGUUCUAAAGUACCGGUGACGUCACAGCCCGCCGAACUGCGGGCCCUCAGUACACGUGAGGAGAGAUCAGCUGCUCCACCAGCAGCAACAACAACCCACAGCUCACUGCAAACAUACUGCACAUACAGUGUGUGCCCAAACUAACUUACUGCACAUACAGUGCGCCCAAACUAACUUACUGCACAUACAGUGUGCGCCCAAACUAACUUACUGCACAUACAGUGUGUGCCCAAACUAACUUACUGCACAUACAGUGUGCCCAAACUAACUUACUGCACAUACAGUGUGUGCCCAAACUAACUUACUGCACAUACAGUGUGCCCAAACUAACUUACUGCACAUACAGUGUGCGCCCAAACUAACUUACUGCACAUACAGUGUGCGCCCAAACUAACUUACUGCACAUACAGUGUGCGCCCAAACUAACUUACUGCCCAUACAGUGUGCCCAAACUAACUUACUGCACAUACAGUGUGCGCCCAAACUAACUUACUGCACAUACAGUGUGCGCCCAAACUAACUUACUGCACAUACAGUGUGCCCAAACUAACUUACUGCCCAUACAGUGUGCGCCCAAACUAACUUACUGCACAUACAGUGUGCGCCCAAACUAACUUACUGCACAUACAGUGUGCCCAAACUAACUACUGCACAUACAGUGUGCGCCCAAUACUAACUUACUGCACAUACAGUGUGCGCCCAAACUAACUACACAAUUAUGCCCCAAAUACCCACUACAGUGCCUGUGCCCCAAACUAACAGCAUACGGUAAUGCUGCAUAUACUAACUUACUGCACCCACAGUGUGUGCAAACUAACUUACUGCCCAUACAGUGUGUGCCGCCCAAACUAACUUACUGCACAUACAGUGUGCCCAAACUAACUUACUGCCCAUACAGUAAACUAACUUACUGCGUGUGCCCAAACUAACUUACUGCGUGUGCCCAAACUAACUACUGCAUACAGUGUGCGCCCAAACUAACUUACUGCGCCCAAACUAACUUACUGCAGUGUGCCCAAACUAACUUACUGCAUACACCCAAACUAACUUACUGCGUGUGCGCCCAAACUAUACAGUGUGCGCAUACACUAACUUACCGCCCACAUACAGUGUGCGCAAACUAACUUACCGCACAUACAGUGUGCGCAAACUAACUUACCGCCCAAACUAACUUACAGUGUGCGCAAACAAACUAACUUACUGCGCAGUGUGUGCAAACUACUGCAGUGUGUGCCCAAACUAACUUACUGCACAUACAGUGUGUGCAAACUUACCACAUACAGUGUGCGGCACAUACAGUGUGUGCAAACUAACUUACCGGACAUACAGUGUGCACAAACUAACUUACCGCACAUACAGUGUGCGCAAACUAACUUACCGCACAUACAGUGUGUGCAAACUUAUUGAGAGCGGUGCUGGACUGCUGUAUAUACUGUGUGUGCAAACUUACUGAGAGCGGUGCUGGACUGCUGUGUGUAUAAACAGUGUGUGCAAACUUACGGAGUUCAGCUUUUUACACAACUUUCUAAUAGUGCCACAAAAUGGGAUAUAAAUCCAUCGACUCAAAUUGCAAUUAGGUUUUUGUUUGUUUACAUUCCAAUAUCAUCUAAAGCAAGGCUGCCCAACCGGUAGAGCCACAGAUGUUGUGGAACUAGAACUCCCUUGAUGCUUUGCAUGCAUUUAGAAUGACAAAGCAUCAUGGGAGUUGUAGUUCUACAUCUGGGGAUCUAUCUGUUGGGCAGCCCUGCUCUAAAUGCAGAGUGGAAUAAUGUAAACCUUAUAUUAAUUAUAUAUUAAAGAGGGACACUUGCUUAACCCCUUAAGGACACAUGACGUGUGACAUGUCAUGAUUCCAUUUUAUUCUAGAAGUUUGGUCCUUAAGGGGUUAAACUGUUACAACUUAAAGCUCACUGUGGUGGCCAGGAUGCCACUUGGCCAAGGAGCUAUGCCCUCUAAUACCCCAUUGUAAAACAGAUUGACGCCUUACAGGAAGGUGGAGGCUCCACGGCACUGUACAGGGAGUGCAGAAUUAUUAGGCAAAUGAGUAUUUUGACCACAUCAUCCUCUUUAUGCAUGUUGUCUUACUCCAAGCUGUAUAGGCUCGAAAGCCUACUACCAAUUAAGCAUAUUAGGUGAUGUGCAUCUCUGUAAUGAGAAGGGGUGUGGUCUAAUGACAUCAACACCCUAUAUCAGGUGUGCAUAAUUAUUAGGCAACUUCCUUUCCUUUGGCAAAAUGGGUCAAAGAAGGACUUGACAGGCUCAGAAAAGUCAAAAAUAGUGAGAUAUCUUGCAGAGGGAUGCAGCACUCUUAAAAUUGCAAAGCUUCUGAAGCGUGAUCAUCGAACAAUCAAGCGUUUCAUUCAAAAUAGUCAACAGGGUCGCAAGAAGCGUGUGGAAAAACCAAAGCGCAAAAUAACUGCCCAUGAACUGAGAAAAGUCAAGCGUGCAGCUGCCACGAUGCCACUUGCCACCAGUUUGGCCAUAUUUCAGAGCUGCAACAUCACUGGAGUGCCCAAAAGCACAAGGUGUGCAAUACUCAGAGACAUGGCCAAGGUAAGAAAGGCUGAAAGACGACCACCACUGAACAAGACACACAAGCUGAAGCGUCAAGACUGGGCCAAGAAAUAUCUCAAGACUGAUUUUUCUAAGGUUUUAUGGACUGAUGAAAUGAGAGUGAGUCUUGAUGGGCCAGAUGGAUGGGCCCGUGGCUGGAUUGGUAAAGGGCAGAGAGCUCCAGUCCGACUCAGACGCCAGCAAGGUGGAGGUGGAGUACUGGUUUGGGCUGGUAUCAUCAAAGAUGAGCUUGUGGGGCCUUUUUGGGUUGAGGAUGGAGUUAAGCUCAACUCCCAGUCCUACUGCCAGUUCCUGGAAGACACCUUCUUCAAGCAGUGGUACAGGAAGAAGUCUGCAUCCUUCAAGAAAAACAUGAUUUUCAUGCAGGACAAUGCUCCAUCACACGCGUCCAAGUACUCCACAGCGUGGCUGGCAAGAAAGGGUAUAAAAGAAGAAAAUCUAAUGACAUGGCCUCCUUGUUCACCUGAUCUGAACCCCAUUGAGAACCUGUGGUCCAUCAUCAAAUGUGAGAUUUACAAGGAGGGAAAACAGUACACCUCUCUGAACAGUGUCUGGGAGGCUGUGGUUGCUGCUGCACGCAAUGUUGAUGGUGAACAGAUCAAAACACUGACAGAAUCCAUGGAUGGCAGGCUUUUGAGUGUCCUUGCAAAGAAAGGUGGCUAUAUUGGUCACUGAUUUGUUUUGUUUUGUUUUUGAAUGUCAGAAAUGUAUAUUUGUGAAUGUUGAGAUGUUAUAUUGGUUUCACUGGUAAUAAUAAAUAAUUGAAAUGGGUAUAUAUUUGUUUUUUGUUAAGUUGCCUAAUAAUUAUGCACAGUAAUAGUCACCUGCACACACAGAUAUCCCCCUAACAUAGCUAAAACUAAAAACAAACUAAAAACUACUUCCAAAAAUAUUCAGCUUUGAUAUUAAUGAGUUUUUUGGGUUCAUUGAGAACAUGGUUGUUGUUCAAUAAUAAAAUUAAUCCUCAAAAAUACAACUUGCCUAAUAAUUCUGCACUCCCUGUAGUGGUUAUGGUAAUUUGAGCUUUCGCUUAAUGUAGUGAGUGGUCUUGUUGCUUAGAUGCUGUCCUUGGACUUUGACAAAUGUAAGUAUGGUUGUUUGUGAGAAACAGCAGUGUUUACAUUUUUCAGUCUGUACUCUAGUCUAGUGUCUGUCAGCCAUACAGCCACUAGAUGCAUUUCCUAAUGUAGACUAUGAAACUAAUUUACAGUCUUAAUGUUCAGAGCCAUGAUGAAGGACGUCAAUUUUCCACAUAGAGAAAUAUUGCAAUGCUUCUCUGUGAGGAGAAUUCCAUUAGAGCAGAGUGACUAUUGCUGCUCAUGAACAAGAUGAUCUCAGACAGACAUAGCAGGACCUGCUGGAAGACCAUUAUGAAUGAAAAGUGUUUUUUUUUUUUUUUUCUCUCUCUUUUCUACAGCUAAAUCAAAGGGCACCAAAAACACUAACUUUAUAAAUACAUAUACAGUAUCUCACAAAAGUGAGUACACCCUAUUAAAAUAUUUAUAAGAUAAUGAUUAUUAUGCUGUUUUUACCAUAUAAACAUUGCACCAUUUGUUUCCCCAAUUUCUUUUUUGUAUGGUGACUUUUUCAAUACAAAGAUUUUUCUACAAAGUAAAGUGAUUUCAUAAAGGUUCAUGUGACAAAAAAAAAACUAGAUUUCUAGAUAUGAAUAGAUGUCGUCAUGGAGGAGUGGGAGAGGACUCCAGUGGCAACCUGUGAAGCUGGUGAACACCAUGCCAUGAGGGUUAAGGCUGUGCUGGAAAAUAAUGGUGGCCACACAAAAUAUUGACACUUUGGGCCCAAUUUGGACAUUUCCACUUAGGGGUGUACUCACUUUUGUUGCCAACGAUUUAGAAAUUAAUGGCUGUGUGUUUAGUUAUUUUGAGGGGACAGCAAAUUUAUACUGUUGUACAGGCUGUACACUUACUACUUUACAUUGUAGCAGAGUGUCAGUUUUCUUCAGUGUUGUCACAUGAAAAGAUAUAAUAAAAUAUUUACAAAAAUGUGAGGAGUGUACUCACUUUUGUGAGAUACUGUAUGUAUUUAUAACAUUAGAGUGUUCCUCGAAGUAUAUCAUGCUCACAAACUGUGGUUGGCAAUAACCCUUUGAAUGCAAGACCAAUUCACACCUCUAUGUUAAAGCCACAUUUGCAGGGCUAUUCACUCAAGUGACAAUAGAAGGUGAAUUUAAAGUAAAUUUAUAAUUCAAACUAGCUAAAUUGGAAACAUACUCUAAAUUAGCCGUGCUUCCAGUUUGGCUACUCUGACCUUUAUUGAAUAACCCCCUGCUAGGCUUUUUCACUCACACAAAAUGUACAGAUGUUUAAAUGUAAAAGUUACCCUUAAACAUCACAUCUAGUUUUUUGUUGUUGUUGUUUUUUUAAAUCACAUCAUGAACCUUUAUGAAAUCACUUUACAGAAAAAUGUAUGUAUUGAAAAAGCCACCAUACAAAAAAGAAAUUGGGAGACAAAUUGUUGCAAUGUUUAUAUGGUAAAAACAGCAUAAUGAUCAUUAUUGUAUAAAUAUUUUUAAAAUGCACACUAUUCUUUUAAAUUUAACAUACGCUUCACAAAAACAGCAAAGUUAUGGAUUCUAGAUGUUCAUUUUUCAUUUGAAAAAUAAAACUUAAAAUUUGUUACUUUGUACCUUCUAUUUUAUGCAUAAAAUGCAGCGUAAUAAAAUGUCUAAAAUAUUGCAUAUAUUUUAAACUCCAUACAAUAUUGAUUUCACAGUGGGUGAUGUAACGCAUUGUAAGAGAAUAAAAAGAGUUAAUGUUAUUAUUUGUAUUAAGGCACCAACAUAUUCCACAGCACGUCAAGGGUUACUUCAAGUACCUUGAUCACUUCAGUGAGUAAGAAGUAGUUAUGGUGCCUGCAUGUGCAGCAUUUCAUAGCAAAUAUAUCCCCUCUGCUGCUGUAGGUCUAACUCCACAUCCGGCAACAUUAUGGAUGUCAUUAGCCAGCCCACAACACGAAUACUGUGCAUAUAUGGCAUCUUUUGCCAAUGUGGGGCAGUGACGUCAGCGAAGGAAGAGUAGGCUGCAGGGAGAACUUUGCCUCUGAGCCAGGCAGGAAGGAGAGUUUUAGUUUUAUUCUUUAUUAAUGUUACUUUUAGGAUGCUGCAAACCCAAAAAGUCUCAUAUUAGCCAGGUGAUGGCAAAAUAAUAUGGUAAUCACCUGCUAUCUGGAGAUUCAUUGAGAUUCAUUGAAAGAAAACAAUCCCCUCUUUCAUAUGAGGGGUUCUGUGAGUGUGUAUGGUAUGCUGCCUUUAGGUGAUAAGGGGCUCAUUCGCAUAGUCUUUCUCCAAUAAUGCCACCCUUUCUUUUUUGGCGGCGACCUUGUCUCCAGCCCUGACUCUUCAGGAAGCAUAGUAAUGUUUCACAGCACCCCUGAUGACUCUGAAGCCAGCACAUUAAUCAAUUGAACUGAGUGACACUAUGAUCUUGAGGUGGUUCUGCAAUAGAAGCACAAGAAAUUCAACAUUUCUCUCCGAUAGCAAGUGUUAAAAGUUUGGCGGCCCUGCCGAGGAUGGAAAGUCUCUUACCUGCACUUGGGACUCAAUCUCCAUCUAAGCGCCUGAUGAUUUUUUUAUUUUUGCUUUAAUUGGCUUAUUUCCAAGCAGGCGCCUAUGGCAGGACGCGAGGCCUAGACUGGUUCCAACUGGCAGGUGGCGGCUGGGAGGCAAUAUUACAUGCGUGUAACACAUGUGCAUUGAAGCCAAGCAAGAGAACAGCCUUGCUAAUCAAUAUUGGCAUAGAGCAGGCUUCCUCAAUCUCCGGCCCUCCAGAUGUUGCGGAACUACAACUCCCAUUAUUCUAUGAAUUAAAUAGGCUGAGAAUAAUGGGAGUUGUAGUUCCGCAACAUCUGGAGGGCCAGAGUUUGGGGAAGCCUGGCAUUGAGUGGCUCACAGCAGUUUCGCUAGCACAAUUUUAUAGAUAGUUUGAGGAGAGCAAUCAAAGGAGAUAAUAGAAAAUGUACCGUGACAGGUACCCUUGAACAAAUGUCAUGAAUUAACUAGGAAUUUAUAUUUCGAAGACAAGUGUUUUUAGACUUUCUUUCUAAUUACUGUGGUCUUUCUUUUCUCGUAGGUUGGUCGGAAAAUGAACCCAGAUGAACUCAGACCUGAAGAUGAUAAUAACGAAGGUAGAUUCUGCAUUUUUCUAAAACAGUUCCAGCAGUCAUGAAACAAAAAUAAAUGAAUAAUAACUUUCAACUAUACACUGUGCUACUUUAGAGAUGCUGAACAUCUUUGAGCCAUAGUACAUAAUCUUCUACAGAAACCAAGCAACAAGCUCUCAGCAAAUCAUGGAACCCCCCUUUUACAUCAGUUCUAUAGUAGAUCCAUCCCCUCCAUAUUAGUUAACGUCAUACUUAUUCUGUUUUAUUCCUUAGGCAUACCACUGCCUGGAUUAUAGAAUUGUAUAUAUGAAAUGAUUUUUUUUUUUAAAAUUUUUUUAUCUGUAUCUACUAUGCGGGCUGAUCCGUGUGUGUGUGUGUGUGUGCUAUAACAAUACGAUACUUUAGUCCUAGAUUGUUUUUACAUACUGAGAAGUAGGAUGGAGACCAUUGCAUUGUGGGUACAUGUAUAUAUGUAUUUUACACCUGUAAACUGGCUUUAUAGCAUAAUGAUAAAUUGAAUAUAUGGAAUUCGACAUUGUUAUUCAAAUCUUUGACUAGUUUCAUUUGUUAAACAAUUUUUGUUUACAUACAUAUUGUUUUCAGUCAAACUAUCUAACAGACAUCUUUUACUCCAGUGGUGCCCUUAAGGUAUAUCCCCAGAUGUUGUAGAACUACAACUCCCAUGAUGUUCUGCAUGCCUUUAGAAUGACAAGGCCUCAUGGAAGCAGUAUUUUAAAACAUCUCAGGUUCUACAUUUUGGACACCUGUUUUACACAUACUGGUUGAUAUCUGCUGCUUCUCUUUUAUUCCCAGCUCAAGUGACCCAAAAUGGGGAGAAAAAACAAAAACUUACAACCACCAACAUACUCUUAAAUAUGGGACGGUGGUGGUGGUAUAUAGUAGAAAGGAGCAGUGUGGUCGACUUUCCAUUAGCUGCAUUUAUUAAAUUCCAUUUACACUACUUGAGAUGUAAGGGAGGAAUAGGUACCUUCUACUUUUCAAGUACCUGUAGACUACGCGUAAAGUCCCUCCAGUUUUGUCUAACCCUUUGGGAGUUUGAUAAAAACUAGCGUGACUGACACCAUUAUAAUCACAUCUCUAAACUACAGUGCAGGUCUCAAAUGUCCUACACUGCAGGCCUAAGACUUGCUACUACAAGCCUGGAGGGUCCAUGGCACACACACCCAGAGUGGAGUUUCUAUUUGACAGGAAUGGAUUUCCACUCCCCAAAACUUCCACUAGUGGACAAGCGGAGGUUUUGAACCCUGCUGUAGUUCUUGUCCCUAUUCUUUCAAUGUUAUGUUUGCAUUGUCUAGUUAGUGUUACAGUGUGUGUAUGUAUGUAUGUAUGUAUGUAUGUAUGUAUGUAUGUAUGUAUAUAUUACUAAACACACCACAUGUGACCUAAAGUAAAAUCUGCCCAUCAACAACACGUAACACUGUAGUUUUGAAUGAGAUGCUGUUAAAAUAAAAAAUCUAACCAAGGCAAUGAAGAAGUUGGUGUAUGCAGUGCAAUGAAAUUUGAUAGCACUAGUCUCAAUGUUGUGAGCCCUUUUUAUUGUAAAAAGAAUGACCAUUUGUACAUAGGCAUAAUGUACAAGUGAACCAUAAGGCAAAGUGAGCUGAAUAAAUCAAUAUAGCCAACUGAUAGAGAUAAAGGGGUUAAAGCAGCUCUGUCGCCAAAAAUAAACUUUCUAAUUUGGCUGUACAUAGCUUUAUGUAUUGCAGGAAAAUUGUUGUGUUGCAGGCAAGCAGCAAGGCUGCCUCUGUGCGUUGCCCUCAGAAUCCAACCAGGGAGUACGAUUGUCUGUACCUCUGGCAGGUCUCAGCCCUCAGGAAUCCCUUCCUUCUGAUCUGGCACUGAUGAGUCAAAGUGCAGCUGCAGGGAUUCCUAGCAUGCACUCUCACUCAGUGAGUGCCAGUGACUGCACGGGAGCAAUAACUGAGACCCGCCAGAGGUACAAACUAAACCAACCAAACCAGCAAGUUCCAGAAUAUUUAUUAUUAAAUGUUAUUGUCCGGAUGUAGAGGUUGCAGCUUGCGUGUUCAGGGCAUAACCACACACCUGCUUGUAGAAAGCUUUCUGCUGGCUCUCAAAAACCUUAAUUUUUAUGUGUUGGUUGGCAUAAAUAGUCAUCCAUGUAAAGAAAGUAAUUGGUUCAUAGGAUGGCUAACAUCUGCAAGUGGGGGAAGGAGGCAAAUCACAGCACAGAUGCACACAAACUACACCCAGCCAGACAGCAAGCUUCACAUACACAGUCACCAAACAUCACGCACAUUAUACACAGCCAGCAACCUUCACCAAACAUCACGCGCAUUAUACACAGCCAGCAACCUUCACCAAACAUCACGCGCAUUAUACACAGCCAGCAACCUUCACCAAACAUCACGCACAUUAUACACAGCCAGCAACCUUCACCAAACAUCAAGCACAUUAUACACAGCCAUCAACCUUCACCAAACAUCACACACAUUAUACAUAGCCAGAAAGCUUCACAUACACAGUCACCAAACAUAACACACAUUACAUACAGCCAGCAAACUUCACACCUGAACUUAUACACACCCAUCAAACAUCACACACAGCCAGCAAGCUUCACAUACAGUCACCCAGUAUCACACUAUACAGCUAGCAAACUUCACACACCAUCACCAAACAUCACACACAUCCAGCAACCUUCACCAAACAUCACACACAUUAUACAUAGCCAGAAAGCUUCACAUACACAGUCACCAAACAUAACACACAUUACAUACAGCCAGCAAACUUCACACCUGAACUUAUACACAGCCAUCAACCUUCACCAAACAUCACACACAGCCAGCAAGCUUCACACACACUAUACAGCUAGCAAACUUCACACACCAUCACCAAACAUCACACACAUUAUACACAGCCAGCAACCUUCACCAAACAUCACACACAUUAUAUAUAGCCAGAAAGCUUCACAUACACAGUCACCAAACAUAACACACAUUACAUACAGCCAGCAAACUUCACACCUGAAUGGGAAAAAUUGAGGGUUUGGGACUAUAGUUGAGCUGGAGAAUUUUCCAAAUCUGCAUAUUUUAUCCCCCUCGGACAUAAUUAAUGAAAAUUCUUAGUUUGAAUACCCAAGUCAAUGCCAAUGUCCAGGGCUCUAAGCAAGUGUUUCUAUAUGAAAUUAUUUUGUAUGUCAGGACAAGUAGAUUAGGCUACGGCAUUAGUCCCUUGGACAAGUAGAUUUUUCUAAAAAAUAAAAUAAAAAAAACCUUCACACCCCUACAGUGCAAAGCAGUCAAGUUGACAAAACCUGACAAUGGGCAGGGCUUAAAGCAAGGUUCUGUUCUGAGGUGUACCCACAAUCCAUUGGGGCAAUCAAUCCUACAGAACCGCGGAUUUCAUGGACAAACAUAAACAAAAUGGCUGCACCCAGAUAUUGAGGUCCAGCAGAAAGAAGAAAAAAUAAAUAUAAAUAAAAGCAAGUAGGGGGAGUAUAAUCAUUAAGAUACACGGGUGCAUAAGGGAAAAAAAAACUGAAAGAAAAAUAAAUAAAUAGCAUUAAACUAAAAAGAUUUUACAAAAUAGUUUGUCCACUUGCAGCAUAUUGUUUAAUAAAGAUUAACUUUAAAUCAGGGUCUGAUAGACGCCACCAUAAAUUAUUAGUCCCCAACUUUUUCCUAUGGGGGGGGACAAUAGGUCCUCCCCCUAUUGUCACUUAUGGCCCCCAUCCGCUGCUCAUAGGAGGUCCUCAUUUAAGGCCUCCACCUACCACUCAUGGUUGGGGCCAUGGGGGACCCUAGGUUUUAUUGUAUAGCACCUAAUAGGUGGGAGCCAUUAUGUCUCCUCCGUUAAUUAUUUGAAUAGGUGCCCCACCAUGGGGCACUUUAUUGGAGGGAAGGCUGCUCACUGUUUAGUAGACAUGCCUCUACUCGCAGCAUAGCAAGUGGUAGCAGAAGGGAGAUUUUAACAAAAAAAACGUUGAAUUCCGGCCAAACACAAAUGGACAAACUGUACACGUUCUGUUAGGACGGAAUUCGUGAUGAGAAUUCACCAGCACACUGUCUAAAUGACAGGACGUUUGAACGGCAAAUGAAGCAACGCAAGAACACGGAGGAAAAGUAUUGAGGAAAUUUCUUUGACCGCAGGAAGUGAAGUGGACUUAAGCUCCUCCUUUUGGUUAAGCGUAGGAAAAAUACAUAAAACAAUGUAGUCCUUACUUUUAUGUUUUAAAGAAAACUAGAUCAGAAAGGAAGAAAAGAACAGGUUCUGAGAGAGGAAGUGACUGGGGAAAGGUGCCGCUUUGUCACCUCUACAAAAAUACUAACGUGUAAUCCACCAGUGUCCAGUUCAAUUCAGGGUCUUUGUUAAAUAGCUAAUGCAAUGAUAGAAGCGCUCUAUAACUAACCUCAUCUUUGCGUUCAAAUAUUCUUCAUAAGACACUGAAAUUAUUAAUACUAAUAUUCAGAUAUAGCACAAAGUUGAAUUGUCUAUUAUGUAAAUGAUCAAUUUAUACCUUUUUGCCCAUUUGUAGAAGUAUAACAUGAAUCCAGUACAAUAUAUUUAUGACAGGCCCAUUGCUUAGCAUAGAUUAAUUUUAAUUCACACACUUUGCCUGCUUACCCCUACAACAUUUACCUUCUGUGUCUUCCAGCCCCCUGUGACUCAGUAUCCUGCAGCUUCUUACUUUAUCACAUCACCUAGUAUGCAUUAUUAGCUCUUACCUUCCAGCUGUCCUGGAUCGGGCUGGAAAGUGCCAAUUUGGGGCCAAAGUCUGAGCUUGGGAAGUCCUGAGCUGAUAUAACCUCCGGUCACCAUUGUAACAAACCACUGGGGUCGUGCUCAGUCCUGGAGCUCAGGUUCAGUAACAGCUCUCCCUAGGAGUUCUGAGGCAAGCAACAAAACAACCAAGCGCUGACUCAAAGGUGUGCUCUGCUCAUAAAGGAGUGGGUCAAUCACAUAACAUGGUCUCACCUGUAGGAGGGGUUACCUGAGGUCAAUGUGGCGGACUGUGGGACUCGGCCCCAUCUUGGAUGCAUUAUUGUCCUGCCUCGGCCCCUCAGCUACACCUCCUUCAACCUCUGACCUGCAGACCAGUCUCCUCAGGCAGUGGCUACCCUCUUGGAAUGCUGUGAAUCGAGGUUCAGAGGAUGCAGACUGGGGUGCAGCAGCCACAGGAACUAUAACUACUGCAGAUUGACCUCCGGGGCUGUCUGUGAAAGUGACAACCAUACAUGCCAGGGGUGUGUGCAUCACACCCCCCUUAAAGGCCCAAACAUACCUCCAAAAGAGAAAUAUCAGCAGGCCUCGCCAUAAUCUCAUUACAGUCAUGGUGUUUCCUUGCAUAGUCUUACAUUUCCACCUCUGAUUAAAAAUAAAUAAAUACAAAUGCCCCACCACAAUGAGGCAUGGGAGGAUAACUGGGCUUUGAAACUCCACCUGCAUUGUAUGGAGUGGGUGGGCUUAUACCUGACCACUCGAUUAUUAACUCCUUAACUCCUCACAGCACAUGGGGGGGGAGGGAAUACAUUCUAUGAAUCCUACAGAAACAAAGUGAUUUAACAACUAAAUGGCAAAAUAUUGACAGUUAAGGAGGGGCAUUAUCUGUACACCAAAUCCACUCCAUUAAAGGGCAACUAUAGUUACCAGAACAACUACAGCUUAUUGAAUUUGUUCUGGUGAGUAGAAUCAUUACCUUCAGGCUUUUUGCUGUAAGCACUGUUUUUUCAGAGAAAAUGCAGUGUUUACAUUACAGCCUAGUGAUAGCUUCACUGGCCUCUCCUCAGAUGGCUGUUAGAGAUCCUUCCUGGAUCAUGGCUGCCUAAAAUGCAUCCAAACAUUCAGUGUCUCCUCCCUCUGCAUGCAGACACUGAACUUUCCUCAUAGAGAUUCAUUGAUUCAAUUCAUCUCUAUGAGGAGAUGCUGAUUGGCCAGGGCUGUUUUUAAAUUGUGCUGGCUCUGCCCCUGAUCUGCCUCCUUGUCAGUCUCAACCAAUCUUAUGGGGAAGCAUUGUGAUUGGAUCAGGCUACCGCAUCUGAUGAUGUCAGUAGACAGCUUGUUUUUCUGAGGCAAACAGCAUGCAGAUCUACAGUUUCAGGCUUGAAUACAGUAAGACUUUGCUUUAUUUAUGGAGGCAUGAGGGGCCUCGGGGGGCUAGAUGGUGGUUUUAACACUAUACGGUCAGGAAUACAUGUUUGUGUUCCUGAUCCUAUAGUGAUCCUUUAACCCCUGGCAUGAUUCCCUUUUAAUCCAGAAGUUUGGUCCUUAAGCUAAAGUUGUUUUGAAAUGUAGGACUAAGGAAAGAGUUUGUUUUGGAAGGGGUUAAAUUAAGGGUUAGGCUAAAGCUUUUUGCAGUGUGAUUAUUUUUUUUUUUUAUUAUUAUUAUUUGUGUGUGUGCAAAAUACUCACCCUCCUGUAAUUAAAAGCAGACUGCAGGAGCUGGUAUUCCGUGUGAAUCACUUGGUGCUGUCCCUGCUUUUACUGCAAGGCAUUUUCUGUGUGAGAGGCUGCUAGUUGGCAGAUAAAGAUGACCCCUUCCACUUGCUGUCCAGACUUACACACAGCCUCUGGAGGAGCUGGGGCAGCUCUGUUGUUUACAUCCUUCUAUAACUGUUCCUGAAGCUCUGUUAGACUAAAAGCACUGUGGGUGGAUAUAAAUGUAUUUACAAUUUUCAAAAACUGCUUAUUUGUAGUUCUAUUUACAUGACUUAUUCUUCUCAACCCAUGCAUUUAUUAUUAAAAAAACAAAAAACCUUACCUUGAUGGACUUGCUCUGCAUAAUUGCCUUCUGUUAAAAUAAUUUUCAUUAUGUGAGGUUUUUAUUAUUCAAAUUACUACAUCCCUUGGCUGAAUCAGUUGAUUUAGUUACAUCUAGCUUUAAAUGGCUGCACCUUCCCAUUCCAUUUACUAUGUAGUGACAGAACUAUUAUGAUGUAACAUACUGACUGUGUGAUGUCAUCAGCUGAGAUAGACAUAUUGUUAAAAGCUAUGUUUUUUUUUUUUGUUUUUUUUGUAAUGUGUUUACCUGAUUAAAUAUACUUAAAGGGAAAGUAUGGUUCAUGAAAAUGUAGUUGUAUUGAAGCUGUCCUUAUGUAAUUGGUUCUAUGUAAUUAAACUUUUGUAUUCAUGUUAAAUUCUCUAAGUUCUUUACAAACGGCUAAACAUCUUUCAGUAUUGCGCUGACUCUAAACAGUGGUACAGAGGAUCUUUUUGGUGGCAGCAGAGCUAUGGGUCUGUUGGUCUGACAGUCUCUCAGUGACACAUUCUCACGAGACAACUGUGCACUCCAUGAUCUUGUGAUUCAUAUUAAUAAAUAGUAAAAAAUAUAUAUAUUUUUGUUGCAUCAACAUGAAGACACUUUUGCAAUGAUAAUUAGGCAAAUAUAUAGUUUAAAGUGUAUAAGCAUAAGAACAAUUGGCAUUAAUAAAAAAAUAAUUCAACUUUGAUAUCUGUGGUUGAGAGCCCUGUAGGAGGGGCAUCUUCAAAUGGUCGAUAUGGCCCAAAAGCCACUAGUCCCAGAGCUCCCUUACUUGCAUCUGCUCGUGUUGGCUACUGCCCAGGAAGUCAUUAUUUAUUUUAAGGGUGCGUACUCAUUUUAAAUAAAAUAAGGAUCUUAAAAAAUGGUACAACUUAUCCAAAUUUUCUGAAAUUAUUUUGGCAAAGUCCUAAUCUCCACUUGCUCUAGAUAUUUUACUAUUCUAUAAAAAUGUGCAAAAUCUGUUUAAUUUUUUUUCUCAUCUAAGAAUGUUUUUGCUUGUUUUUGUUUUUUCCUCAUUAUGACAUUCAAUUAUUUCUAUUUAAUUUUUUGGUUUAUUUAACAGCCAAGUUGGUUGUAAAGGUUGAAGCCUCAGGUGAAGAUUUGCUGGAUUGUUCAAGCAGUGUAUCUGUAAGGAAGCCUGGUCCGGAGAGCACACAUAUCUGUCAGCCCGAGUCCAACAAGCGGAAAAAAACAUCUCUGAUGUGUGAUGGAUCGAGCAGCGAAGCAGAAAUUAUACCCACCGUUAAAAAACGACGGCUCGUCCCAGAGGUGAUCAUACCCUCGUUUAAUCAUUUACCAGUUCAGUAUACAGUGUAGGCAGUUCAGCAAGAGUUACAUGGCUCAGUCAACAGAUGAGAUAAUAUGAAAUAUAGCCCCAGUAUAAGAACAUUCAGGAUAAAGAAUUAUUGAUACACAAGUGUGAAUAUGUAGCCCGCUGUAUCCUCUUACUGGCCACUUUAUCACAAGUCAUUUAUAGAGAUGGGUGGCAUUUAGCAACAGGGGACUGGGUCCUGUAUUACCUAUUUAGGGCCAGGCAACAUGGUGAUUUCAGGCCACGAGUGAUAGAGCAGCAGGUGGGACCAGAAGUUUCAGCACUAACUAAUUAUCCUAAUUCCUAUAUUUAUCAAGAAGAAACUUUUUGGGAGUAUAUAUAAAUAUGCCUUUAGUGAAUACCCCAAGAGAAAAUAUAUUAAAUAUACCUGGGAACUAAUUACAAAUGUAUUCACCCCCCCAUAGGUCUCCAUUCUGUGUUUUUAUUUUGUUUGGUGAAUGUAAGUGGGGGCCUUUUGAUAUAAAACAAAUAUAUUUAGAAAAACUAUUUUUCAUUAUGUUACAAAAUAAUAAAUAAGGGUGUAAACCUGCUCCUGACCAUCCUGAUUUCAAAGCACACUUACUAUCUUUAUGCUCUUUUUUUUUUUUUUUCCAUGCUGAGUCUCACUAUAUCUCCCCUGUCCUUGUUCUCACUUCAUUUCUUCUGGUUAGGUCCCUGCACACCUGUUCUGCUUUGAUGGUUUUGAAAUUCAGCUCCAUAUGUUAAGUUAAAUUUUCUUGAACUAGUGUUGUGUGUGUGUAUGCUCUAUAACAGCUUAAGAUUGCACUCUGCUGAACAGGGGUUUCUCUAUGUGAUUGGAGUAGACCCCCAUUUACCAGAAUGUAAGUCCUUGAUUGGUAGGCCUCUUCGUUGUGAAGGAUAGGUCCACGGUUUUGCCUGCUACUGACACAACUGCGGUGCAAAUGUUUUUUUUGUUUGUUUUUUUUAACCUAAUUUUCAAAUUAUCUAUGUAAUGCAUUAACUAUAUUAGAGGGAAAAAAAUCUUUAUCCUGUUAUAUUGUCCAUAGGAACAUAUUGGCAUUUGAUAUCUUGAAAUUCAAACAUUUAUCUCUAUAUUAUUAUUAUUAUUAUUAUUUUUUAGAGCCAGAUUUCAUGUAUGAGAAACAGAGAAUCUGGAUCAUCUGCCCAGGUAAACACAGAGUUGUCAAGUACAAACUCAGACUACAGCACUACAUCCCUGUGUGAAGCAGAAGAACCGGCCAAUGAAUUUGUCACAUCUUACAGGAAACCUUUGUAUAGCAUUUCACAUAAAAUAACAGAAAAAAAGAAUCCUGUUUCAUCUGAUCUGCUAGUAUCUUAUGAAAUGUAUGACAAGACAAAUCACGAAAGUACCUCAAAUCUACGAGGUCUUACUGAAUUGCGCAAACGUGAAUCUGCUGGCACCUCAAUGGGGAAUGAUGAAUCUAACGUUUAUUCCUUGAUACAAAAAAUGUUUUUUGCCCUCAACUCUCUAAAUUCCAACAUGUCACAGCUACAUAGUAAAGUUGACCUUCUGUCUCUUGAGGUGAGUAGAAUUAAGAAAAAGGUCAGUCCUAUGGAAAUGGUGGCUGAGUUCCAGCCACCUCCUGAAUAUCAACUUACAAGCGCAGAACUGAAACAGGUAAUGGACCAGAGCAGCUCUGCUGGGGAUCUUAGUUGUCGAUUACUAGUUCAAUUAUUUCCUGAACUUUUUGGAAAUGAUGACUUCUCUAGGAACUGUUCUACAUGUGGUUUCAUCUCCAAGAAUAAGCUUGAGUCCCUUCACCUCCAGCUUAUAAGGAACUAUGUGGAGGUGUGUUAUCCUGCUGUUAAAAACACUGCCAUCUGGCAGGUGGAGUGCUUACCUCAAAUAAAUGACUUUUUCAACCGGUUUUGGGCUGAAAGGCAGAUGGAAAGCAGCAACCAAAGUAUGCAUUCCAACAGUUUCUAUGGUUCUCCAUCACAACAGAAUUCUCAUUAUGUUGAAAAUAAAAAUCAGGAAGAAGACGUCUCCUUGAAUAGGAUAAAUUCUGUUUCCUCCGAGUACACUGUCAAUGCUCAAGAUCUCAAUGAGUUUUUAGAUGAAGCUUCAUCCCCCGGUGAAUUUGCAGUGUUUUUGCUGCACCGUUUAUUUCCUGAGAUUUUUGACCAAAGAAAGCUUGCAGACAGAUCUGCUAGGGAACUGGAGAAUUUUGUUCUCGAUCCUCACCGGUUACAGCUGAUCCGCCAGUAUACAGAGAUUUAUUUUCCUGACGUGCAAGAUGAUGGUGCUUGGCUACAGCACUGUGUGCAAAGAAUUAAUGAUGAGUUGGAGAGCGUGUUUAUGGAUGGUAGCGAAUGUGAUGAUUUACGUGAUGACUGUUAUGACUCUGCCAGCUUACCUGAUGACCUGUCUAUUGUAAAAGUGGAAGAUGGCAUUGACUCAGACAGACCAGGAAGAAGAUCUAAAAAAAUUUGGCUUGUUCCAUUGGACUUUGAUAAAAUUGAUAUUCCAUUACCUGAUUUUGAGGUCCCAUAUCCACAAUACCUCCUCAGCAAGGAGCAAAUUAAAAAUAUAUAUGAGAGUAGCCUAUCUAUUGGUAAUUUUGCUUCUAGACUACUGGUACAUUUGUUUCCAGAACUCUUCACUCAUGAGAAUUUGAGGAAGCAAUACAACUGCAGUGGCUCGCUUGGGAAGAAGCCACUUGACGCUGUCCGGGUCAAACUUAUUCGGCAUUAUGUGCAAAUGCUGUAUCCCAGAGCAAAGAAUGAUAGAGUUUGGACUCUAGAAUUUGUAGGGAAGCUGGAUGAACGAUGUCGUCGAAGGGACACAGAGCAAAGGCGGUCUUAUCAACAGCAGAGGAAGGUGUUUGUGCCUGUGCCAGAAAGGAGAGACUUUGUGCCUUUUGACCUGAAUCCAGAGAGAUACAGGGAUCUGAUUGAAGGCCCACCACUGCCACCAGAACGUAGUACAAAGGACUUCUGUAAAAUACCACUGGAUAAAAUUGUUGUUCCCCUUCCUGAUUUCCCUGUGCCUUCAGUCUAUAUCUUAAAUGAUAAAGAAAUUAGGGAUAUUGUACAACAGUCUCUCUCAGUAGGAAACUUUGCUGCUCGCCUGCUUGUGAGACUUUUCCCAGAACUGUUUACUGCAGAAAAUCUUAGGCUGCAGUAUAACCACUCAGGAGCAUGCAAUAAGAAGCAGCUUGAUCCCGUGAGACUAAGGCUUAUCCGCCAUUAUGUGGAAGCCGUUUACCCUGUGGACAAGAUGGAGGAGGUGUGGCAUUAUGAAUGUAUUCCGAGCAUUGACGAAAGGUGCAGGCGCCCAAACAGAAAGAAAUGUGACAUACUUAAAAAAGCUAAGAAAGCAAAAAAGUAAUUGCUACUGAAACAAAAACCUAAACUUCUGGUUAUUAAAUUAUUUUAGUGGUGUAGAGAAAGAUUUAUAGUGCUGCUUUUUACCUGUGUUUUUAGGACUAUUAGUACAUGAAGUAUGUAAAUAGUAUGCAGGAAUGUGAGAACCACAGCAUAUUUGCACUCUCCUGGGAAACUUAUUUCAUUCACUGUAUGGACUAGUUCAAUCAUUUUCCUCCUUAAAAGGAAAUGAGAAAAUAAAUAAAUACAUUUCAUAUAAAAAAAAAAAAAAAUAAAGUGUAUUUAAUUUGACAAUAUUAAUACAUUCCAAAAAUGAACAAAUUAAUUGUAAAGUAUUCAGUGCAAUGUAUUCUUAACACCAGAG
Pelobates cultripes (western spadefoot toad) is the source of this 18801-nucleotide messenger RNA. The record is from the annotation of a GenBank genome assembly. Lineage: Eukaryota; Metazoa; Chordata; Amphibia; Anura; Pelobatidae.